Messenger RNA from Myripristis murdjan (pinecone soldierfish), 1822 nucleotides. It is a transcript of the gene f8a, whose product is annotated as coagulation factor VIII associated. The transcript is spliced from 12 exons. The record is from RefSeq and is a predicted model, not a curated record. Gene Ontology annotation, biological process: vesicle cytoskeletal trafficking. Bases 71 to 1024 code for a protein of 317 amino acids. Gene Ontology annotation, molecular function: protein binding. Gene Ontology annotation, cellular component: early endosome. NCBI's taxonomy places the organism in Eukaryota, Metazoa, Chordata, Actinopteri, Holocentriformes, Holocentridae.
UACGAGCCAAUGGAAUCGCUUCUGUCACUCGGACUUCCUGCUCUGAUGUUGUGUUUUCUUGGCUCUAAUCAUGGCUGCCGAGGGAGACUUCCUGAUGCGAUACCGCGCCGUGUCAAACAAACUGAAGAAGCGUUUUCUUCGGAAGCCCAAUGUGGCGGAGGCAAGCGAACAGUUUGGUCAGCUGGCCAAGGAGCUGAAGCAGCAGGACUGCCUGCAGUACGCUGCCUUCUGUAACCUCGCCAUGGCCCGCUGUGAGCAGACACUUUUCAACGCUCCUGGAGAGGCUCUGGCAUUAACGGAUGCUGCCCGCCUCUUCCUCUCCUCUGAGAAAGAGAACAGAGCGCUGCAAGCCCCGGGCUUUGAUGAGCACCUUCAGGCUGCACUCAACUGCUACAGCUUCGCCAUCAAGGUGUACAUUGAGAUGAACCAGCCAGUGAUGGCAGCCAGCCUGUCUUUGGAACUUGGCAACGCGCUCAAGGAGAUGAACAGACCAGGAGAGGCAAUCGUUCAUUACCAGCGGGCUGCAGAGCUGCAGACACAGACUCCCAUCGAAGCUCUGCUGUCUAUGGGGGAAAUGGCCACCUGUAAAAUCCUCACCCGUGACUAUGACGGUGCUCUGUCAGUGCUAACAGAGAUGCAGCUGUUGUGCCAGGAGAGAGGACUGCUGCUACCAGGCACCAGCACCCCAGUCGGUGCAUUUCUGGACAUUGUGGCCAAGUGUGAAAUCUCUAGAGUACUACUGCUGAUGUUGCUCGAGCCUCCGCCUCAGAAAUUGUUACCAGAACAUGCCCAGACCCUGGAGAGGUACGCAUGGGAGUCCUUCGACCCUCACAGCCAGGUGACCUUCUUGCCUGAGAAUGUUUUCCUGCUCCUCCAGUCGGUCGUGAUGGCCUGCCAGGAGAAGGACACAGAGUCCCUCAAGUCUCUUCAAACUGAGCUAUGGCCGUUUUUGUCGGCUGAGCAGAACCAUCUUCUCCACCUGGUGGUUCAAGAGCGCAUCACCCCGUCUGGCCAAGGGAUUUAGUGCAGUCCAGUUCUAACUCACUUCCUCUGGGAAUGAUAUUUUACAUAACGGAACAUUCCAGUUUUCUGGCUAGGUCUGUUGUAAGGCCUGAAGACGUUUUUGUUUUCCGAACCUCGGUGUGUUGCAACUCUUGCAGAAUAAACAAGUGCGCACAAAACAAGAUUUUACCCGCACCGAGCGAAGACACACACACGUAAGAAUCACAUAAGUGCAUCUGUUUUUCUGAGGAGCCUCCCCUGAUGCAGGAAAUUUUGUCGGGACGUAACCUUGGACUAAAUUCAAGGAAUCCUAAUGAAACCUGGCGGUGUGCUUCUGCUCAAGUGAAGGUUACAUAACGACACCAAUCAUAUCUGUGAGAACUACACAUGCUGUUUAUGUUCUUUUUGUUAUGUUUUGUUGCAUCUUAUUUCAUCAGUGUAAUAUUUAUAUGAAUUAUUAGAUUAAAUAUGAAUUCAGGGGUUUUUUUUGGCAUUUGAAAUGUUUUAUUAAUAAAUGAUAUGGCUUAAAUUUCAAUGUAAUUACAAACCCUUCUAAUGCGUAGUUCUGAAAUAUGGUGAAAUGAAACACCAUGGUCCUCCAUCCCUGUGUUACAUUACGUUCACUAGUACAAAUUGCAUGUACUUUUAUAUGAUAGCAGCCAACUAAAAAGACAGAAUCAAACAUGGUUAAAAAAAAAAAAAAAUUCACUCAGAAUACAAAAUGUUACAAACAUACAAUGGUUACAAUGUACAUAGAUAAACAAAAAUGGAUACAAUAUACUUCAGUUGUAAAAUAAAGAUACAAUGGACUAAAAUUGUA